CACACACGCAACGCCGGGCAACGCAUCCACCUUCUCGCACACUGGGAAGUCCUCGCUCAUCCCACGCCCAUCUCCUCCGCCCCCGGCUACGAAUUCCUGUGCAGCUACACCUGGGCGCAAACAGCCGCAGGGAACCCAACGAUCUACGUGCCCGGCCGGCCCCCGAAAUGGACCCCUCCCGCGCUCCCCACCCAGCUAGAAAAGGACCACGGACACCAGUGGCGCGACCAACACGCCUACCGCACGCCAACCCACCAAUUCGAGCCUGUGUUCCAAGCCCUGGCCGUCAUGAACCCAAACGUCCGCUUCGACGAUGUCGAUGUCGUGGUGAAUAGGAACUCGCUGCAGAAGCUCUUCGAUUUUGCUACGUUUAAGCGCGGGACACAAUUCCACGUUUCUCUUGAUAUGGUGCACAACACGCUGUUCAUCGGGCGGCAGGAACGCAACGCGCGAACGGCGCCGAACAGCGGGUACGGACGGUCUUUCGAAGCGGCAUUCACAUCUGCAGACCCCAACCAACCCCUAGCAGACGGACACCACCGCGUGAUAAAAUACGCACUCGGCGGCUUGAACCUAGUUGUUAGAAUGGAGGCGGAUGCUUACUACCCCGACGCGCAUACCCAUGCCAACGACGAGGGGGAAUUCUUCCUCAACACCCUGCACGUUAAGGGUACAAGCGGCAUCCCCUCCUCACAUAGCACAACAGUCAUCCCCCUCGCCCUCCAAUCCCGCACCCCACACGCCCACACCCUCGAGCUAAAAAGCAGCAGCACCCUCUCCGCCGCCAUGCCGCAGAUGUGGUUCGGCCGCACGCCGUACGUGUGUCUGGGCAAGCACCGGGGCGGACGCAUCACUGCCGCAGAUGUUGUGCAUCUGCAACGCAGAGAUUUCGCGGCGUGGGAGGAGAAGCAUCAGCGUGGGUUGCGGCGGCUGGCGUGGUUGCUGGCCGAUUUGAAGAGGGUUGUUACGGAGAAGGGGGGUGGGGCGGCGCUGUUGGUCGCGAUUGAGAGGGGGGCGCCUGUGCAGGUUUUUGAGGCGAGGGGGGCGAAGGGGGCGCUUCCUGGGGGGGUUGUGGAGCGGUUUUGG
Molecule: messenger RNA, 1086 nt
Organism: Dothidotthia symphoricarpi CBS 119687
Lineage: Eukaryota; Fungi; Ascomycota; Dothideomycetes; Pleosporales; Dothidotthiaceae
Exons: 1
Source: RefSeq, a predicted model, not a curated record